GAAGGCUCAGACCGGAAAGAGUAGUUGUCUGUCUUCGUGCCAGUCAGAGCACGUCUUUCUCCACAACUGCAGAGAAGAUGGCGGCGCUACGAAUCUCGGUGCUAUCGGGGGGUGGGAGAGCCCUCCUUAGCACACCGAAAACUAUCAAGACCCGAGUGGCCAAAAUGUCUUUCGCCAGUUUGCCUCGGAGCAAAAAGGUUGCCCUGACGACAGUGGGCGUGGUCACAGCCGGCGGCGCGGGUCUCGCCCUGAUGCUGCACCAGUCAGUCAAAGCCUCCGACCUGGAGCUCCACCCCCCACAGUACCCCUGGAGCCACGCUGGACCUCUGUCCUCUCUGGACCAUGCUAGCAUUCGUCGUGGUUACCAGGUGUACAAGCAGGUGUGUGCAGCCUGCCACAGUAUGGAGUACCUGGCCUUCAGAAACCUGGUGGGAGUCUCUCACACAGAGGAAGAGGUCAAGACCAUCGCCGAGGAGGUUGAGGUCGUGGACGGCCCCGACGAGAGUGGAGAGAUGUUCACCCGGCCGGGAAAGCUGUCGGACUACUUCCCAAAGCCGUACCCCAACCCCGAGGCCGCCCGCAACGCCAACAACGGGGCGCUGCCUCCAGAUCUCAGCUACAUCGUCAAUGCGAGACACGGAGGAGAGGACUACGUGUUCAGUUUGCUCACCGGAUACUGCGAACCCCCGGCAGGGGUGGAGGUGAGGGAGGGACUCUACUACAACCCGUACUUUGUUGGCCAGGCCAUCGGCAUGGCGCCGCCCAUCUACAACGAGGUGCUGGAGUUCGAUGACGGAACCCCUGCCACCAUGAGCCAGGUGGCAAAAGACGUGUGUACGUUCCUGCGGUGGGCCGCCGAGCCGGAGCACGACCAACGCAAACGCAUGGGACUGAAGCUGCUGAUGGGCACCGUCAUCCUGGUCCCGCUGCUCUACUACAUGAAGAGGCACAGGUGGUCCGUGCUGAAGAGCAGGAAAAUCGCCUACAGGCCUCCCAAGUAAACGGAGAAGGCUCUCACCCCGUACCUGGGCCUAAAACCUGCCGUUGAGGGCCGCGUUCAACGACCCCACAACGCUCGCCUGGAGACAGACGACCCAUCGGACAAAACGACCAACACACGCUCGCCUUUGAGAGGAAGUAGAGAAACGAGAAUAUAUGUAUUUGUUUAUGUCAAAAAGAGCCCAGGCCCUGUUUUCCACCGAGAGUUGUGUUGUUGUUUUUGAACGCAGCCUCCACAAAGGUUUGUUUUCAUCUGGCAGCGGUUCAGGUCCUGACGUCUCGUAUCUGACUCUUCGCCGACCGACGAGUCGCUCGACCGCCGAGUAAUGAUUGCAUUAUGGUUUGUAACAUGCUGGGUGUGUGUGUAAGUCCAUUUCCCCCCCCCCCCCUCACCCCCACACAAAGCCACUCGGCGGACACAAUGCAACCUCUGUUUUACUGUACAAAAUAAAUUAUCUUAAAGGAAA
Messenger RNA from Pungitius pungitius (ninespine stickleback), 1466 nucleotides. It is a transcript of the gene cyc1, whose product is annotated as cytochrome c1, heme protein, mitochondrial. Gene Ontology annotation, biological process: mitochondrial electron transport, ubiquinol to cytochrome c. Gene Ontology annotation, molecular function: electron transfer activity; heme binding. The coding region runs from base 78 to 1001 and encodes 307 amino acids. Lineage: Eukaryota; Metazoa; Chordata; Actinopteri; Perciformes; Gasterosteidae. The transcript is spliced from 7 exons. The record is from RefSeq and is a predicted model, not a curated record.